Messenger RNA from Amoebophrya sp. A120, 2724 nucleotides. The record is from the annotation of a GenBank genome assembly. Lineage: Eukaryota; Dinophyceae; Syndiniales; Amoebophryaceae.
AUGCCCAAUAAGACCCUUCACUCCGCGACUUCCCUGUUGCGGCGGCAGGAAAAGCUCUCCAAGCUCGACGUGGACGAAGACGCCGCGGCGCAGGAGCUUGCCAGGGAACUCAAUCGCUUGCUGGACCAACGCCGCGAACGGGAGGAGACAACAACCCUUCGAAACAGUGACGAAACCGAUAAUGCAGCAAGACGAGGAACUACCGAUGGUAGCACUAGCAGUAGCACCUCCGGCGCAAAGCUGGAUUAUGGCGAUGGAACCGAAAAAACGGCCAGUGGUGCUGCAGUUUCAUCGUCAAAUAGACACGUCGACACACGCACAAGCGAGGUGGACGACGACACGCGACAAAACGAGGCAAAGGAUUAUGGGGGCGGACGAGGUCUAGGCGGUCCUCGGGGGGUUCUUGCGAGCUCCACCGUUGAUGAUCCAAGUCUUCUAGCGUCUGGCGACCCGGAAUUGAUUGCGCUCGAGCGAGUAUGGAAAUGAUGCAUUGUAGCAUUUCGAAUCACUUUAUUUUGCAGCAACUCAAUGUGCAACUUCUUAGCAGAUCAUCGUAUAGCAGCGAACAAGAGUACACUUGUGUAUGUUGGGCUUCAUGUUGUUGUUGCGCGAUCUGCGCCAUUACGUGUGUAUGUAGUGGGAAUCUGGGUUAUAAAAUAGAGUGUGCGUGACGCACCACCGAUGCUAGAACAUAAGCUUUCUGUGACAGAAAAAGUGACGGGAUAUUUUCGCUCCACGAACCGAAUUGCAGUCCCAGAUGCAGAAGUUCUGCCCAGCACUUGUCGGUACUAACCUGGACGUUUUUAUUUUGGUUUUGUUUUCGGGCUCCUGCGUCUGUUCUUUACGACCGAAACCGAUAAUCAAACUGCACAAAGCUUACACUGAAAAAAAAAGAAAAAAACAUCUGAAUGCACAACCAUAUUUAUCAGGCCGCGCCGGUCCAGCUCCAGCAGCCAGUGACACCGAGUUAGACGGAGACAAAUCUGGGUCCCAACAAGGCGCAGCAUUGUCCUCUGCUUCUCUGUCAAAUUCCGCACAGAAAGACAAGAAUCUGCAUGGUGUGGACUUCGAGCACGAUGAAACCGAGCAGAGUCUGCAGAUAAACGUCAACGCUCCGUCAAACAGUUGGCGCACAACAUCGUCUUCACAGGACAAGACCCCUAGUAAGACUCUGCGUGCAUCGUUAUCGAAUACGGCGACCUCCCUCCGGGACAGUACCACCUCGAUCGGCGGGCUAACAGGCCGAACUCAUCAAGACCACCACACUUCCACCGGUGGAAUAAAGACCCCCUCCAGUCGAAGCAACAGCCGAGAGCCUGGGUCUGCGAGAGGGAAUAUUAAACACCCGCAGCUUUCAGCUCGCGGUGGAAGGGAAGGAGGUGGCGCUGCAAUUCCCCAACAUUACGGAACGCCCACUUCCAGCAGCCGGUCUGCAACAUCUUCCCGUCGCAAAUCUGACCAAGAACUACAUCAAGACGCGACCAUUGCUGCGUUGUACCGAAACACGCGCAACGUGGAAGACUUGCUCCGGCAGACCGACACGGCCUUCCAGCAGCUCCCGAAAAUCGAAGCGGACGCUGUCGCGCUGGAGGUGGAUGAGUUGGCGGGUUUGAAUAUGCAUUGCAAAAGUAUCGUACUCGUACUGAUCGCAUUCAUGCAUUACAAAUUUCUUUCUUAAGUUAAAUCCGCAUUACAAAUUUCAUUUCUCAUGCUGUCUGAGGAUAUUAAUUUGUCAUGCGAUUUGGAUUUUAUACUAGUACGAUGCUUUCGCAUUUCAUAUUGAAGUUGGAGAUGCAGUUUCUCGAGUCCGCGUUGAACGAAAGGGACGGCGGGGGGACAACCACAGCCGAAGAAGAGGAGGAGAAGGCGAAUAAAAGGGACGAAGAUCAUCGUGGUCUAGACAAGCGAGGGGAUUCGUCCACCUCCCAGGGACAGGGUGCAGCAGUACUGGGCGGAGGAGCUUCUACAUCAACCACUAUAGGAGCUGCCCAUAGUUACAACUACGUGGAGGAUGCGGCGACGCAGCUUCUGCAGGACGAACUGGCGUUGCUGGAAAAGGAAUGGGCGGUGCUGAAAAAACGCGAGCACGCACUCUGCGCUGUUGCGGAACUCGAACUCCCGUCGAGUGAAUCUCCUGCAGCUGUGAGUGGAGACGUUGAUCAUGUGAAAAAAGCUGCAAGUAGUGUUGGCGGACGAGAUUUUCUGUCGCGGACCUCGAAGGACGAGGAAGUAGAGUCGACUCAUCAACAACAAACUGCCAGCGCGGCACGGGCCACGACACUGCGACGGCAGAAUGAAAUGCUUAAGGCAAAGUUCGGCAUCACCGGUCUGGUAUCAAAGCAGCCGGGAAAUUAUAGCAGCUCGUCAACAUCUACUGAUCCUUCCAAGGACGGAGCUGCAGGCGAAGUAGAUUUUGCGUCGUCGAGUGACCACGGGCACCGUAUCAGUAGAACUGGUCCCUUACGUCGAUUAGACGAGGAUUUGGCGCGCUUGGAUCGGGUUCUUGAAUGAGAUCAGUGUUGAGCAAUUUCCUGAGACUCCCCUUGUUGUGCGGAAGUACUUCAUUCUCGUCUGCACGCAACUUGUAUACCAUCUGACGUCUUCGUUCCUCUUUGGGGGUUUGGGGGUGAGAGUGUCAGUCAAUGACUAGGAGGCCAUGAAUGGUGCGCGUGUUCUGGAGCGCUAAAAAUGAGAGACGAAUUGAGCUGCAUGUUGAGCACGCAG